AUGGACGCCGAAAUGUACGCUCAGGAGGCGGUCCGGACCCCCCUGCAUACCGCCGCCGCUCUGCCUCUUGAGUCUAAUCCUCCACAACAACCGCAUCAACUUCCUUUCGUUUGUACCGGGGACCCAAACUGUACUAGAAGCUAUGAGAAGAAGUAUGAGCUCAAUCGCCACAUGAGGAAGCAUAGCAAGCCAUGCGCUUGUACAGUCGAGAAUUGCACUGCAAGAUUUGCGGAUAAGAAGGGUUUGGACCGACACAAGGCCACUCAUGGCAUUGGAAGGGAUGAAUUUGAUUGUCCUGAGUGCACCGAAACAUUCACAAGGGCCGAUAACCUGUACCGCCAUCGGCAAAAGCAACAUCAAUUCAUGGGUUAA
This is a messenger RNA of Colletotrichum paranaense, 372 nucleotides long. RefSeq lists its product as uncharacterized. Gene Ontology annotation, molecular function: RNA polymerase II cis-regulatory region sequence-specific DNA binding; DNA-binding transcription factor activity, RNA polymerase II-specific. NCBI's taxonomy places the organism in Eukaryota, Fungi, Ascomycota, Sordariomycetes, Glomerellales, Glomerellaceae. The coding region runs from base 1 to 372 and encodes 123 amino acids. Gene Ontology annotation, biological process: regulation of transcription by RNA polymerase II. The transcript has 2 exons. The record is from RefSeq and is a predicted model, not a curated record.